This is a messenger RNA of Mesoplodon densirostris (Blainville's beaked whale), 1106 nucleotides long. It is a transcript of the gene RIPK3, whose product is annotated as receptor interacting serine/threonine kinase 3. Gene Ontology annotation, molecular function: ATP binding; JUN kinase kinase kinase activity. NCBI's taxonomy places the organism in Eukaryota, Metazoa, Chordata, Mammalia, Artiodactyla, Ziphiidae. The record is from RefSeq and is a predicted model, not a curated record. Gene Ontology annotation, biological process: protein phosphorylation.
CAGGCAGUGUAGAGAAAGCAACCCGGGAAGCGGAAUCCGUGCAGUGGCCUGGAGACUGACCCCUCUCCCGGCCCCCAACCCCUCUUCCAUGCGUGCGGGCUCGCAACUUCCAGAAGCUGCUCGCACCUUCCAGCCUGAUGUCUUGUGUUAAGUUAUGACACAGCGGUACCUCAGCCCCGCUGGUGCCCAUCGAGGAAGUGGAGAACCCCGAUGCAGGAUUUGGCGCUGUCUUCCGGGCACAGCACAGGACUUGGGGUUUGGAAGUGGCGGUGAAGAUCGUGAACUCGUGAUGCCGGCUGGCGAUAUCCAGGGAGGUGAAGGCCAUGGCAAGCCUGUUUAACAAUCAUGUGCUGCCCCUGCUGGGGGUCACAAAGAAACUGGAGGGGGAGUACGUGUCUGGGCCGGCUCUGGUGACUCAAUUCAUAGAGAACGGUUCCCUGGCGGUGCUGCUACAGCCCCAGUGCCCAAGGCCGGGGCCGCUCCUCUGCCGCCUGCUGCAGGAGCUGGUGCUCGGGAUGUGCUCCCUGCACAGCCAGAACCCCAUGCUUCUACACCGGGACCUCAAGCCCCCCAACGUCCUAUUGGACUCAGAGCUGCAUGCCAAGCUGGCAGAUUUGGGCCUGUCCGCGUUUCUGGGAGGCUCACAGUCAGGGACAGGAUCUGGGGAGUCAGGGAGCACCCCAGCUUACUUGACCCCGGAACUGUUGGCUGAUAUAAACUGGAAGGCCUCCAUGGCCAGUGAUGUCUACAGCUUCGGGAUCCUAAUGUGGGCAGUGCGAGCCAGAAGAGAAGCUGAGAGUAAAACUCUAGGCAGACUCUGGGAUCCUUCACCUCAGGUGCCCCCUCCCCCAAACCCCCAAUCCCGAAGCCCUCCUCUUCCUGCUUCUUCCUCCUUCUUUACCUGCUCAGGCGGCCCUACCCCUCCCUCACAUCUCCUACACUCCCUGCCCCUUUCCGUGAUGGUGCAGUGGGCCAUAAAUCACUGCUGCGGGAAGCAGUGUGUGAGAGGCAGAUCCGGCCUGCAUUGACUGAGCUGCCCCAGUCUGGCCCUGAGAUCCUGGCUUGGAAGUACUGAAGGAUUUAAUGCAGCACUGCUGGAGCCAUGA